UCCCAAACCCAUCGCCCCUCCUCUGUACGUCGUUGCCACCAGCAUUGUCGGAUCAAGCGCAAACGCAGUUUCAAGAUGCCCGGUCAAGCCCUAUCGUCUAGGAAGCGAAACACUGGCAAAAAAAAGACCCCCAAAGCAGCCAAAUAUCGAGCGCCCUUCGAGAGCCCGUAUCCUGGUCUUAAACAUUUUGACAUGGAUAACGAACUCGUCAUCCCGAAGGAUGUUGAGCCCUUGAGAGCGUCUGACCGGUACCGGACCAUCGUCGGCUCCAUAAAAUCUCGUCCAGGUGAUGUCGUUUUCAAGCAGUUUCUCCUCCCCGAUAACAAAGAGAAACCUGAUAAGGGCGACGAGGAGCACCUGGUUGAAAUCGGCUGGUUGCUCGACGUAUGGACCAAGUUGAAGCAUCGGCGAAUCACCCCCCUUCUUGGAUUUUCAGUCGAAGUCUGUAUCCCGACGGUCAUCUCGCCCUUUUAUCCCAACCGGGAUAUCGAAACCUUUAUGUCGGCUCACCCGGUCAACCUCGAAACCAAACUUCGCUGGAUGACCGAGAUCGCAGAAGGACUGGUACACAUACACGAGAAGCGAUGUGUCUUUGUCGACGUCAAGCCAAACAGCUUCCUACUCGAUGACCUUGAGUCGGUUCGACUCAAUGAUUUCUCAAAUUCUCUGGCCUUGGAGGAGGGGUUCGACGGACGCGAACAAAUCCCACUCCCCGAGGAUGAAAUCGAGUAUGGCACGUUUACCUACUUCGCCCCGGAACGCACCACUCAACGUGCGACACCCAACUUCAACACCGAUAUAUAUGCAUACGGGAUUGCGUGUAUCGAAAUCCUCUCGGACUUUGGGAAUAUUUGGGGCAUUGAAAUCACGACGAUCGACGACCUCCGCGAUCAACACACCGCCGGCAAUUCUCCAAUCGUACCAGAGUCGACACCAGCGCCCGUCAAGGAGCUCCUUCUGGAGUGUGUCUCGACCGACCCGAAGGCCCGGCCGACAGCCGAACAAGUUUUUCGCCGCAUGGAAGCAUAUAUGAACCAAAAUUACGCCAGUUCAUCGCCUCAAGACGAAACACCGACCCC
Molecule: messenger RNA, 1079 nt
Organism: Polychytrium aggregatum
Lineage: Eukaryota; Fungi; Chytridiomycota; Chytridiomycetes; Polychytriales
Product: kinase-like domain-containing protein
Exons: 2
Biological process (GO): protein phosphorylation
Cellular component (GO): plasma membrane
Molecular function (GO): ATP binding; protein kinase activity
Source: RefSeq, a predicted model, not a curated record